Messenger RNA from Coregonus sp. 'balchen', 8191 nucleotides. Lineage: Eukaryota; Metazoa; Chordata; Actinopteri; Salmoniformes; Salmonidae. The record is from the annotation of a GenBank genome assembly.
CCCUAUCAUAAUCACAACGCGAGGCCUGCCUGUUUUAUUACUGGUGUAUUUUACGGGAAGGGCCAGGAGAUUAUGAGUAUCUUUUUUUUUGCUGAAGAAUCAGUUAUAUUAUGAAGUUGGGUUGUGCCAAUUCUAAAGGGUAAUGGGAUUAAAACGUAGUGGUUUUAGGUAUAGGCCUAGUUUGUUGACUAGACAGUAGCCCCCUUGAUAAAUAAAAAAAACACAAAAAACGUUGUUUUUUUGGUUUAGGCUUAGUAAGACCUACAAUAUUGAUCGUUUUUGUAUAUAUUUGUGUUGUUUUGAACAAAUAGCGAGGCAUGUUCCACCGAUAGGCUUUCUCUCAUCUCGCCGAAAAAUAGCCGACCGCAGCUGGACGCUCCGGAGUCUACGGAUUUGUCAAAAACAGAAGUCCAGAGACGCAACAUGUUUGAGACUGGGGGAAUCCCUCUCGUCCUUCUCGACGUAACCUGCCUUAUCCUCGGUAUGUAACCUACGUACUUACCAUGUUGUUGGCAGUGUCAAGUCCUAUAGAGUUCCUGUUCUGUGAGAAGUUAUUCUGCACUAGUCUACUGUAGCCUAUACACCAGUUCUAUCGGAGGUAUCUCUUUAUUACGACUAUUGUAGUCAGCCUACAUUAUGCCAAUAGGUGCAUGGGUUACUUUUAUCUAACAGUAAGUGUCUAAGUCUGUGAAUGAAUGGGUGUUAUAUUCCACUGCUGACCUAUUCCACUGCUCACCCACUACUAGAGAUGUUGUGGUCAAUAACACUGUUAUAAUUAAGCAAUAAGGCACGAGGGGGUGUGGUAUACGGCCAAUGUAGUACGGCUAAGGGCUGUUCUUUAGCACGACGCAACGCUGAGUGCCUGGAUACAGCCCUUAGCCGUGGUAUAUUAGCCAUACACCACAAACCCCAGAAGUGCCUUAUUGCUAUUAUAAACUGGUUACCAACGUAAUUAGAACAGACAGUAAAAAUGACUUUUUUGUCAUACCAAGGCUUUCAGCCAGUCAGCAUUAGGGCUCUAACCACCCGGUUUAUAAUAGCAUACAACACACAGUAUGGAUGUAUAUUAUAAGAACUAGGGCCACAAGUUUUUCCUGACCAUGUCUUGACCAGGUAAUAACUUUGUGUUCUAGUUUUAGCUACAGUUGAAGUCGGAAGUUUACAUACACCUUAGCCAAAUACAUUUAAACUCAGUUUUUCACAAUUCCUGACAUUUAAUCCUAGUAAGAAUUCCCUGUCUUAGGUCAGUUAGGAUCACCACUUUAUUUUAAGAAUGUGAAAUGUCAGAAUAAUAGUAGAGAGAAUGAUUUAUUUCAGUUUUUAUUUAUUUUAUCACAUUCCCAGCGGGUCAGAUGUUUACAUACACUCAAUCCGUAUUUGGUAGCAUUGCCUUUAAAUUGUUUAAAUUGGGUCAAACGUUUUGGGUAGCCUUCCACAAGCUUCCCACAAUACGUUGGGUGAAUUUUGGCCCAUUCCUCCUGACAGAGCUGGUGUAACUGAGUCAGGUUUGUAGGCCUCCUUGCUCGCACACGUUUUUUCAGUUCUGCCCACAAAUUUUCUAUAGGAUUGAGGUCAGGGCUAUGUGAUGGCCACUCCAAUACCUUGACUUUGUUGUCCUUAAGCCAUUUUGCCACAACUUUGGAAGUAUGCUUGGGGUCAUUGUCCAUUUGGAAGACCCAUUUGCGACCAAGCUUUAACUUCCUGACUGAUGUCUUGAGAUGUUGCUUCAAUAUAUCCACAUAAUUUUCCUUCCUCAUGAUGCCAUCUAUUUUGUGAAGUGCACCAGUCCCUCCUGCAGCCAAGCACCCCCACAGCAUGAUGCUGCCACCCCCGUGCUUCACGGUUGGGAUGGUGUUCUUCGGCUUGCAAGCCCCCCCUUUUUCCUCCAAACAUAACAAUGGUCAUUAUGGCCAAACAGUUCUAUUUUUGUUUCAUCAGACCAGAGGACAUUUCUCCCAAAAGUACAAUCUUUGUCCCCAUGUGCAGUUGCAAACCGCAGUCUGGCUUUUUUAUGGCGGUUUUGGAGCAGUGGCUUCUUCCUUGCCGAGCGGCCUUUCAGGUUAUGUCGAUAUAGGACUCGUUUUACUGUGAAUAUAGAUACAUUUGUACCUGUUUCCUCCAGCAUCUUCACAAGGUCCUUUGCUGUUGUAUUGGGAUUGAUUUGCACUUUUCAAACCAAAGUACGUUCAUCUCUAGGAGACAGAACGCGUCUCCUUCCUGAGCGGUAUGACGGCUGCGUGGUCCCAUGGUGUUUAUACUUGCAUACUAUUGUUUGUACAGAUGAACGUGGUACCUUCAGGCAUUUGGAAAUUGCUCCCAAGGAUGAACAAGACUUGUGGAGGUCUACCAUUUUUGUUUUGAGGUCUUGGCUGAUUUCUUUUGAUUUUCCCAUGAUGUCAAGCAAAGAGGCACUGAGUUUGAAGGUAGGCCUUGAAAUAUAUUCCACAGGUACACCUCCAAUUGACUCAAAUGAUGUCAAUUAGCCUAUCAGAAGCUUCUAAAUCCAUGACAUCAUUUUCUGGAUUUUUCCAAGCUGUUUAAAGGCACAGUCAACUUAGUUUAUGUAAACUUCUGACCCACUUGCAUUGUGAUACAGUGAAUUCUGAGUUAAAUAAUCUGUCUGUAAACAAUUGUUGGAAAAAUUAUUUGUGUCAUGCAGAAAGUAGAUGUCCUAACCGACUUGCCAAAACUAUAGUUUGUUAACAAGAAAUGUGUGGAGUUGUUGAAAAACUAGUUUUAAUGACUCCAACCUAAGUGUAUGUAAACUUACGACUUCAACUGUAUAAGCUUAUAACCUGUAGCCUAUAUUGUAUUUGAUCAUUCAGGCCCACAAGGUUUAUUGUUGAUUUGAAUAUAGCCUUCUGGUUGCAUAUUAAACAAGAGAGUCAGAGGGGUAGAUAUUGGGUUCAGUGGGGUUCAGUUAUUACAUUUUACCACAACAUGAUCAUGCCAUUAUCCAUAGUGUGUUUUCUAAAGUGUAUGUGAGUAAUUCUCAAAUUGGGGUACAUUUCCUAUCCCUUGACUGCAGAGAUGGAGUCUUGAUCUCGUGGUCUUGAUCUAAACGCAGUCUGGAUCUGGGUCUGAAUAGGCUUACUCUUAAUGUAGGGAUUUGACGAAAGGGUCAUCACACCAAAGCACAGGGUUUUGGAGGUUUGGGUUGUUUUUGCCACAUUUUUUAGUGUAACUAAAGAUGGUGCAGGAUUUUGUGAUUUUGUGUGAUGAAAGACACAGGCAGGCUACAGUCGAGCAACGAUGGAGUCAAAACCGGAACUCUGUGAAAAAAACAAGACCCAGACUAGACUCAGGCCAACCAUCUUAAAACGUCAUAAAAAUGAUUUUGUCCCUCCGGCUUCCAUAUUUUAAAAAGCAAGGUUCUCUAGCACUUUUGUGUUGUCUCACCUCUACUUAGUCAGAUAACUCAGACAAGUCUUGUCAAGACAUGGUACUCAGUGGCAUUAACCACGUGAGUUGCCAGACCAAGACCCUGACCUAAAUCAGGGUUUUAAGACUAACGCUAAACUGAUCCUUAUUCUGCCUAAGCGCAACUUGGAGUAAGUGUCUAGUGUAGCAUAUCCCACCUUUUGUGAUCAAUUAGAAGCAGUCAGAAUGUUCAACAAAGGAUGGCACAUGGUGUCCAUACUCCCCAACAUGACAGGCUCUAAUCAAAGACCUGUGACUGCUACACUCUUAGAAAAAAGGGUUCCACAAGGGUUCUUCAGAUUUCACCAUUGGAUAACCAUGUUUGGUUCCAGAUAGAACCCUUUUUGGUUCUAGGAAGAACCCUUUUGGGUUCCAUGUAGAACCCACUGUAGAAAUAGUUCUAUAUGGAUGCCAAAAGGGUUCUAGUAUUGGGAGAGCCAAAGAACCCUUUAAGGUUCUAGAGAGCACCUUUUUUUCUAAGAGUGUAGUUAACUCAUUUAGGCUGGAAUCUGCCGACAGGGUUUGAAUGUGCUUUACUGGCCAGAAUCAAGAUAGAGCAAGUCUGGUCGUGUAACCUGAGUUACAGUAGGUGUGAAGAGAGGAAGUGGGUUGAAUAGAAGGGGAUUUUAACAAACAACAAACCUAGUUCCAACUUACAACAAAUGUAGUUGAACUUUGAAGCUGAUGAAGACUAACACUGUAAAUUGGGAAUAGUGGGUCAUAGUAUAUGUAGCCUUCUGCUAGGCAGUGGUGUAAAGUACUUAAGUAAAAAUACUUUCAAGUACUACUUAAGUUGUUUUUUGGGGUAUCUGUACUUUACUUUACUAUUUAUAUUUUUGACAACUUUUACUUUUACUCCACUACAUUCUUAAAGAAAAUAAUGUACUUUUUACUCCAUACAUUUUCCCUGACACCCAAAAGUAGUCGUUACAUUUCGAAUGCUUAGCAGGACAGGAAAAUUGUCCAAUUCACGCAAUCAUCAAGAGAACAUCCCUGGUCAUCCCUACUGCCUCUGAUCUGGCGGACUCACUAAACACAAAUGCUUUGUUUGUAAAUGAUGUCUGAGUGUUGGAGUGUGCCGCUGGCUAUCCGUAAAUAAAAAAUCAUGCCAUCUGGUUUGCUUAAUAUAAGGAAUUUGAAAUAAUUUGUACUUUUACCUCUACUUUUGAUACUUAAGUAUAUUUGAGCAAUUACAUUUACUUUUGAUACUUAAGUAUAUUUAAAACCAAAUACUGUUUGACUUUUACUCAAGUAUUAUUUUACUGGGUGACUUUCACUUUUACUUGAGUCAUUUUCUAUUAAGGUAUCUUUACUUUUGCUCAAGUAUGGAAAUGGUGUACUUUUUCCACCAUUGCUGCUAGGAGAGACUGAAUGAGAUAUCAGGACACGGAAUUCUACUGCCACACUUUUAAACUAUUUAUUUUAGCAUUUGCUUUCACUGACCUGCAUUCACUACUCCUGGGCCACAGCAGCACCCCCACAGACUCUUCUAUAUCUUUCUGUUAGUGUUGUUGAGAAUACCAGGCUUCUGACAUUUUUUACCAAUUGGUAAUAUCCCAUUGGUAUCCUAUUGUAUAGUUAGGCCUAGUUUUUCCAUAUUUCUCUUGGUAAAGGCCUAAUUGUUGUGGACAUGUUGUGGAGUGUGAGAUAGACAGAAAUCAGAUGAGAGCAGAGUAGCGUAAGAGAGUAAUCCACUCUGUUACAGGUGAAUUGGACUGUGUGCCUGAGUGAGUCAGACUGAGUGGCAGAAGCAUUUAGACAUCCAUGCCAAUGUAGCACAUAGGGAUGUGUGAAACUUACUCCUCAGCUUGAAGUGUCCCCACUUGUGCCACCGAAUAGCUAGCUUUUCGCCAGCUGCCGACUGGUAAGACGCUUCAGGAACGCAGUCACGUGUGCUAGCAAGGCAGAGCUCCUGGGUUCGAGACUCGGUGUGAGCUGAAUCAGGAGGAAGGGGUACUCGCUAAGCAAGCAGCGUGACAUCUUUUACACCAGCAUCUCCAUCAAAUCAUGUUAUCGCUAGUUAGAUCAGCUAACCGACUAGCCUGGUUGCCAGUCUGUUUCAGAGAAGUAAGGCACGGCUCUCAUUAAUUUUAGAAACAGGUGUUGUCUGAUUUUCCUAUUGUUUUUGGCCACUUAUGGUGGUUGAUGUGCUGUCCACUUACUUCCUGGACUCUUAUUAUUUAGUAAAUUGUUGUGUCCCUCCUUUAUUGUAUUGACUUUUACCUUUAUUUGUUACCUUGGCCAUGGGUGGGCUAUUUGGGAAGGUGAGAGGGAGGUCAGGGCAGGAGAGAAUGGUAUAACCAAAUCAAGUGAAAGCAUGAACAAGCAUGCAUUAUUUGCAUAUUGAUUUGUAUCAGGUUUUGCCUACCAAGUUCCUUUCUCCUGUGAAGGUUUGGUCAACAGCGUGUUUUAAAGAAUUACAGCAGAACCUUCAAAGUAUGUUUACAAAAGCUAGUUUGAACUAGGAGACUAUUGCUGAUUAUCUCUAUCUUUCUUUGUCUAUCUCUCUCUCCAGUUGGACUUCCCUUUGUGAUCCUCACCCCUCAGCACAAUCCCUUCAAAAGGGGUUUCUUCUGUAAUGAUGAGUCCAUCAGAUACCCCCUGAAAGAGGACACUAUAUCCUACCAGUUACUGGGGGGAGUCAUGAUCCCUUUCACACUGAUUGUGGUAAGUCAUUACUUCUGCCCUUUUCUCAGAUGUUCUCUUCAAAAUAUCAUCGGAAUAUCAGGUAAUUGUGUUUUAAAUGUUUAUGGUAAAAGUACAAUUAUAUGAGACAAUAUGUAAGUAUAUUCGAUUGACCUCAGUUAAAGAUGACUUCUCUUGCUUUUACAGGUAGUCAGUGGUGAGUGCCUUGGCGUCUAUAUGAGUCGUAUCAAGACCAAAUCAUCCUUGGGGACUAACUACGUGGCGCGCAUCUACAAAGCAGUGGGCAGCUUCCUGUUCGGGGCUGCUGCUAGCCAAUCACUGACGGACAUUGCCAAGUACUCGAUUGGUCGUCUGCGUCCCCACUUCCUGGCUGUGUGUAAGCCUGUGUGGGACCGUAUCAACUGCGUGGCUGGAGGCUACAUCGAGAACUUCACCUGUACCGGGGACAAGAACAUGGUGGAUGAGGCCAGGUACAGUAGAGGGUUCCUAAAGUUACAUCCCAAGAGAAGAUAUUGCUGCAAAAUUGAGACUGAAAAACUCUAAACUCAACUGGGAAAUGCAAACUCGAAAGAUGUUUGUGAUGCUGUAAACCCAGUUUCCCCUAAUCUUUUUUGUCUUUUGUUUUACAGACUUUCUUUUUUUUCUGGUCACUCAUCCUUCUCUAUGUACUGUAUGCUGUUCCUUGCAGUAAGUAUAGCAGAGGGUAUAGUGUGCUCAUUGUUACAAUAGUUCAGUUCUCUCUCUGUCCCUAAGCAAUAGCUCCCUUUCAUGAUGUUGAUGGUGUCCUUCUGCCCUCUCUUGUAGCUGUACAUCCAGGCCAGACUGCAGACAGAGUGGGCCAGGCUCCUGAGACCCACCAUCCAGUUCUUCCUGAUCGCAGCGUCCAUCUAUGUGGGGCUGUCGCGCGUCUCAGACUACAAACACCACUGGAAUGACGUACUUACUGGCCUCCUGCAGGGGGCGAUAGUUGCAAUACUCACGGUGGGUAGCUAGCUAUAGGCUAUUGGUUCCAAACCAGUGUGCCAUGAGGAACUCUCAUGUGUGCCGCAAAACUUUUCCUAAUCUGGAUAGUUUUUUUAACACUCACUUAUAAACGUGACCUGUGGAAUGCACAUGGAAUUUUGAUUUGGGAGCACUAGUGCCUGUCAGACAAUACAUUAAAUGGCACAUGGUUACGUCUGUAUCGUUGUUUCAAGUCCAGUGCGCUCAGGCUGGUGUUACAUUUGUAUUAUUUGAGGGGCGCACAUCACGAGCAAAGUCAUCAAUAAUUUUACUUUGUCUGUGAAAACCAUUAGCUCAGGCAAGUCUGAUUAAGCUUAGCCAAAGGCAUUUAGUUCUUAAUAUAUGGCCCUGGGCAUAGCUAUACCACAGCCUCUGCCAUAGAAACAAACAGAGCAUGGCUUUCAGUCCAUGACUGCACCUUUACAAUGCAAAAAAACACUUGUCUGUAGCCCAAACUGUUCAAAUCUGAAGAACUAUUUUACCAGAGCUACAUUAUUUUCUUUCUGGCACAGAUUCGCUAUUUCAUCUAUAAAAAAUUUUGCCACAGAAAAUAGAUGAUUUGCAGUAUGGAUCAGAGGAGAUGGCAGUCAUUACCACUAAAUACAUUAAUAGGAACAUUUUAGGUGUGCCGCAGAAUUGUAUAUCCCAUCAAGGUGUGUCACUGUUCAAAAAAGGUUGGGAACCACUGCUAUAGGCUAUAGACACAGGUGGGCCUGGGCACUGGCCCAGCCAGAUUGACAACCGGCCCAGCCAAUUAGGGUAAACACGUAAAACAAAUUGAUAGUCAUUGUUGUAGUUCAUUAUUCACAUUGACACAGGUAGCUAGUUAAAUGCAUAAGAGUGGGCACCUUAUGUUUCUGCAUGGAAGUAUAUAUGAUCAAACCAUGUAUUACCAUUCCCUUAGAGACAACAUCAUUCAUGUUUAUACUGUUCACUGCAAGUAGUUUUCUCAGUUUCAGUCUCCAUUGUAUUAGAAAUGCUGUCCUCUCCUCUCCCAACACAGGUGUUCUAUGUGUCCGAUUUCUUCAAGACGCCUGUUGAUCCAGUAGAGAUACCAGUGGAGAUGUCCCACCCCAGUCUACAGGACAACCCUGCUAAUGGGAACCACUAUGGAAGCACAGAG